CUUCUCCUGGAUGCACUUCUCUUUGCUGCUCACAUUUUCAGGGCCCCAUAAAGUGAAACAUCUGGAACCAAACUAAUGCACAUUCCCAGAGGAGAAGAGCGUUUUAUGUUGCGGUGCAUGUGUGUUAUGUUAUGGAGUGUGCACAUGGUGAGUGGGUGGGCCAGAGCUGUAUAAAGACCCAACCCUCCUCUUGGCCACAGAUACCUUCUACUCUCCCUCUCCUGCAGCUAUUUGUUGACUCGCUCGGAGCGCCUAAGGAGAGCAGUCGCCAGAGUACAGCCGGGAACAAGUGGAGACACGUGGAGACACAGAGGAGGGACUGGAUCUAUCCCAGGUGGACCGAUCACUGAACUUUCAAAAGGCAAAGAGCUCCGUCUCGUCUACCGUUGGAGCUGAGUGGAGUGACUUCAUACCAAACUGAGAGGAGCAUACCAACUGACCUGAGUGCAGCCGGACACGUCGAGGUGGAGGAGAUUGUGGCAGCCCUUCCCUGUGGUCAGCUCUUCUUACUGAAAAGACAAUCCCUGCAGGGCUCAGGAUGCGUGUGAGCUCCUCUCUCCUCGUAGCCUCCCUGCUCCUCCUCCUGAUCCCGUCCUCCGAGAUGAAGCGAGCGGGGAAGGGCCGAGGCCUCAGAGGAGCCAGACACAAACUCACACGGGACAGGGUGCGAGGUGUUGGGCGUCACAGCAGAUCGGGCCCCUCCAGGCUCGUGGCUCCUGACUGCUCAGAGUUGACAGAAUCUGGAGACGUCUUUGUCGACUGUCAGGAGCGACGCCUCGUCUCCGUCCCCAAACCACAGACCUGGUCCAAACAACCAAAGCACCUCCUUCUGGCCCGCAACCGGAUCAAAGUCCUUCGUGAUGAGGCCUUCUUAGGAUUUGAGAGUUUAACCAGUCUGGACUUGCAGCAGAAUCAGAUCUCUUUAGUUGAGGAGGGGGCCUUCCAGGGCUUGACACGCCUUAAAACGCUGCUGCUGCAGCACAACCGUCUGGGAACACUCAGCGAGGAGGCCCUCAUCCCCAUGCCAAACCUCCGCCACCUACGUCUGUACGAUAAUCCCUGGAGUUGUCUCUGCCCGAUGGACAGUCUCGUACACACCCUUCAGGUCCCGAGCAACCGUAAUCUAGGAAACCAUGCCAGGUGUGCAGAGCCCAGCAGGCUGAAAGGCAUGAAGUUGAAGAGGAUCGACCCCGAGUUACUCUGUAAGGACCCGACCGGCGGCCCACAGGGCGACCAAACGGACCCCACAAACCCCCUAGAGCCCAUUCCAAUACGCACCAAACCAGACGCCACCACAACCUGCCAUACCUACCUCUUCCCCCAGAUACGGAUGGACUGCAGCAGCCGAGGUCUCACUGAGGUGCCGACAGGUGUUCCAGAGGAUGUUGUUCAUAUCGAUCUGUCCCAUAAUUCAAUCCGUCAUCUCAAAGCCAGAGACUUCCAGGGAGCGAGGAGCCUCCGAACCCUGAACAUCAGUCACAACAACAUGGAGCGCUUUGACACAGCCUCCCUGUCUGGGCUGCUGCACCUCCGUGAGCUGGACGUGUCCAACAACAGCCUGCAUUCUGUCCAGCAUGGGGUUCUUGAAGACCUUUACUUCCUGUCACAGCUAAAGCUGGGAGGAAACCCCUGGGUCUGUGACUAUAGCAUCCACUACCUGGUGUACUGGCUUCGUCUGCACCCGGGGGUGAGGUACUCUGGCCUGCUGUGUCGCUCCCCUCCUGAACAUACUGGGGAGAGCGUAGCGGAGUACGUGCGUUCCUACAACAGAGCGUGUCCAAAGGACCGACAGUACGGCCGAACGGAUCAGGACCAGACGGACCCUGAACUAUGGAACACGGCGAUGGAAGUGCAGGGAGAGCUGGAGGAGGAGCUGGAGCCGAGUCACCUGAGAGCACCGCAGAAAUACCAGAUCAUCAGGCUGUCCUGACUCAACUGAACACUUCACCUAAACUUUGCCUUUAGACUUUGUUUCCCUUCUUUCUUUUCCUUUCAAUAUCAUAAAACUGUCUGCAUCAGAUGGAGAAACUAUAUUUUUCAGUGUUGCUUUUAUGUUUGUCUUUUUAAUUAAAAUAUAAGAGUUAUCAACUUA
This is a messenger RNA of Sebastes umbrosus (honeycomb rockfish), 2092 nucleotides long. Its product is annotated as leucine-rich repeat-containing protein 17-like. Bases 539 to 1930 code for a protein of 463 amino acids. Gene Ontology annotation, molecular function: protein binding. Gene Ontology annotation, cellular component: plasma membrane. The transcript has 7 exons. NCBI's taxonomy places the organism in Eukaryota, Metazoa, Chordata, Actinopteri, Perciformes, Sebastidae. The record is from RefSeq and is a predicted model, not a curated record.